AUCACUUCAAGGCUUCACAAUUCUGUAUAUGAUUUGCCUCUUUUUGAGUCAAAACCUUUAUAUACCUUUCUGUGUCAUGUCUGCCCAUUUCAGUGCAUAUUCACCCCUGAGUUUUGCUGUGAAUACUGCAUUUCAGGAGGGAUAUAAAUGUGUAGAGCCUUAUUUGCUUUGAAUGUGUCAUUGAAUACAAACAUAUCAGAUUUCACUUGCAACCCUGUGCACAACUCAUGAAUAAGAUAUUGUUUCUUUUGCGUCUUGUCUGUCCAAGUGAUCACAGAGCGGAGAGAACUGCACUUCACAUCCAAGAGGGCUGGUGGUACAACUCUCUGCACACAUUUCUGCUCCCGUUGUAAAUUAUGCCUUAGAUAACUGCUGCCAUGGCUCCCUCAGGUGAUGUGGUUGUUGACACGCUGAGUGUUAACUGCUUGAAGUGAAGUGACCGUUUACUUUCAAAUUCCAAUUCGAAAGCUCCAUUGUAGUGUUAGUGAUAAGCAAAGGGAUGACAGAAGCCAACAAGAACCAGAAGAAGAGAAGUAAAGGAGAAAAGCAUGUGUCUUUCCCCCCUGAUGAACAAAUGGUAUCUGGCUUUGCUGAGAACAGGAACACUGACAGAAAAGUUGACAGCUAUCUCACCUUGACAGAGGUGAUGGUGGCCUACCAGCAGAGCUGCAGUCGAUAUCAGGUCCAUCCCAGAGCACAUGUCCUGCAACAGCUCCAGCAGGGUGUGUGUGUAGGUGGCAGUGUGAAAUGUCUGGAUCUCAAAGGUGAGCGAUUAGACCACCGCUCCUGUGAAGCUCUGGAAGUCGUCCUGAAAUCGCUGCGCUUUGAUUUCAUCAAUCUGCAGGCAUCCCAACUGGAUGAAAAUGGAACAUCAUCCUUGCUGGAUAUGAUUUUGUACUAUGAAUCUACAACCCAUCUUGACAUUUCUGACAACAACAAUAUGGGAACAUCGUGUUGGAGGGCCCUUGCACAUUUGAUAAAGCAGAGUGUUCGUCUGUCCCGACUGGAUGUGUUUAAUGUGCCUGUGGUUGACUACCCAGCCCAGUCUCUAGCUAAAGCUCUGCUGACCAGCCGGCUCACAGUGCUGCACCUUCACAAUGCCCAGCUCAGCGGCAUGCCUCUGUAUACACUAGUUGGUGCACUGAAGUCAAACAAGGCCUUGCAAGAGCUCCACCUUAACAACAACCUGCUGAACAGCUACCAGGAUGCCAUGCAUCUAGGAGACCUGCUACGCCACAACUCCACUUUAAUGACACUGAACCUCAGCAACAAUUGUGUAGCUGAUGCUGGUUUGGAGGAGCUGUGUGAUGGUCUGAGGCGGCAGACAGCAGGUCUGAAGGUCUUACGGCUGAGGAACAACCAGAUCACUGCAAAUGGCCUGUUCCAUCUUGCCAAAGCUCUGCCAGUGAUGAAGGUCCUGCAGGUCCUGGAUUUGGGCGAGAACCUCUUGGGGAACGAGGGAAUCCAGGUCAUCAGGGAGCCUCUAAUAGUCAACUGCUCAGUGCUGCAGCUCAGCCUGACCCGAGCCAACAUCACCUGUGAAGGUGCUGUGGCGUUGGCAGAGUUCCUUGCAGAGAGUCGGCGUAUUCAGAAGCUAGAUCUCCGUCAGAAUGACGUGAAGGUUGGAGGCCUGAUGGCUUUGUGUCUAGCCCUGAGGAUCAACCGCUCUCUUGCUAGCCUGGAUUUGGAUUGCGUACCCCCGCAGGAGCAGGACGAGUUUAUGAGGGAGACUCAGAUGAGGUUUCAGUCAGAGAUCAUCCAGCGCUGCACUGUCAACGCCAGCUACUCACCCCUUGCCACGGAAGCCUGUGAAACGGAGGCUGACCGAGCCUGAGCUCACACACACAUGCACACACACACACAUGCACACAGUCGUGUUUCCAUCAUUUGUGGGGAUAUUACAUAGACUUGCACAGAUUUCCUGGAGUCUUAACCACCACCUAACCAUAACAAUAAACAUAACUUGCCUAAUCCUAACCCUUACCUUAAAGCA
Molecule: messenger RNA, 1993 nt
Organism: Scatophagus argus
Lineage: Eukaryota; Metazoa; Chordata; Actinopteri; Scatophagidae
Product: protein phosphatase 1 regulatory subunit 37
Exons: 11
Coding region: 500-1834 (444 amino acids)
Molecular function (GO): protein binding
Source: RefSeq, a predicted model, not a curated record